Molecule: messenger RNA, 2267 nt
Organism: Chelonus insularis
Lineage: Eukaryota; Metazoa; Arthropoda; Insecta; Hymenoptera; Braconidae
Gene: NELF-B
Product: negative elongation factor B
Exons: 3
Coding region: 314-2179 (621 amino acids)
Biological process (GO): negative regulation of transcription elongation by RNA polymerase II
Cellular component (GO): NELF complex; nucleus
Source: RefSeq, a predicted model, not a curated record
UAUAUUUCGCAAAACAAGAAUCAAAUAAAUGUAAUGUAAAAAACUUAAAGUAAUAUCUGUAAAAAAACAAAUAAUUAUUGUACUGAAACAAUAUUAAGAACAUAUGUAAUAAUUAUAAAUACUACACCAUAUUUGAUAUCUAAUCGUUCUGAAGUAUAAACAUCUAUAUAAAUACGGUUUUAUAGGCUAUGUAAUGAUCAAAGUGUUGUUUAGUGUUUAAUACAAUUAUAAUAUAAAAAUAUUUAGAAAGUUUAUUUUUUUUAUGGAAUUGAAUGAUAUUUAUAAUUUAUAAAUAUUCUUAUAUUGUUUAAAAAUGAGUGCGACAAAAAAUAAUGGUCGUGCAACUGGAAAUGGACUUGAAGAUCUAGGAAUUCCUGGUCAAAUCUUUCUAAGAGAUGCUUUAACAAGCUGUACAGAUCCUCUUAAAGCAAUUGAAGAAUUUCAGUUAAAGAAUGGAAUUUUAUUACCAUCUCUAAGGCCUAUGCUUCCACUUCUAGAUCUUCAUGGAGUUCGAAGACUUGAUUUUCACGCUUCAGUGCUUGAGGAACUGAGGGAUAAAUUAAUAAAACGCAUCAAUGAAAUUGGUACAGAACGAGGAGAAAAAAAUGCUAGUUCUGGUGAUAAAAGACUAAAAGAUAUGUUAUCAAAAAGUUUUUCUGCUGUUAGAGUUCCAGCAUUAAGACCUGUUGUUAUGGCUAUUUUAAGAAAUACUCCACAUAUUGAUGAUAAAUAUCUUCGAGUACUUGUAAGAGAGAAAGAGCUAUAUAAUAGUGCUGAAACUGAGGUAAAACGACAAAUUUGGAAAGAUAAUCAGAGUCUUUUUGGGGAUGAAGUUUCACCAUUAUUUAGUAAAUAUAUUAUUGAAAAGGAGCAAGUCCUAUUUGAUCAUGGGAAUCUUAAUAGUUUAUUUUUUUCUCCAUCACCAAAAGUAAGAAGACAAGGAGAAGUCGUUCAAAAAUUAGCUCAUAUGAUCGGACAAAGUGUGAAACUUUAUGACAUGGUUCUACAAUUUUUACGAACAUUAUUUUUGAGAACAAAAAAUAUCCAUUAUUGUACUCUGCGUGCUGAAUUGCUCAUGGCUCUUCAUGAUCUUGAAGUUCAAGAAAUUAUUUCUGUUGAUCCUUGUCAUAAAUUUACUUGGUGUCUCGAUGCUUGUAUUAGAGAAAAGAAUGUUGAUAUUAAAAGAUCGCGAGAGCUUCAAGGAUUUUUAGAUAGUAUAAAGCGAGGCCAAGAGCAAGUAUUAGGAGAUUUGAGUAUGAUUCUUUGUGACCCUUAUGCUGUAAAUUUUCUUGCUAGUAGUGCAAUAAAAAUAGCCCUUCAUCUGAUCAAUGGAGAACAACUUCCUCGAGACAAUGCAGUACUGGUUUUACUUUUACGAAUGCUUGCAUUAGGGCUUUCUGCUUGGCAAAUGAUUGACUCACAAGAUUUCAAAGAACCUAAAUUAGAUAGCCAAGUAGUUACGAAAUUUCUACCAGCUUUAAUGUCGUUGAUGGUGGAUGAUCAAAUUAGACAGUUGAAUUGUAAAUUACCUCCUGACGAAAGAGAGAGUGCAAUUGCCAUUAUUGAGCAUUCAGGACCUCCUCCAGAUGCCUGCCAAGCUUAUGCACAAUUAUCAGGAGUUGCAGCUGUAUUAUCGAUGUAUUAUACCCUUCAUGUUGGUGGAGCAGCUAUAGGAAUAAGUGCAAGUGCUGCCAGUACUACAAGUGGUAUUGUUGGAAGUGUUGGUUCUGGUAAAUCUCGAAGUGAUGCAAGAGGAUUGAUGAGAGUACUUGCAACUCUUCCUAAUUGUCAUGCACAACGAGCUUUCGAAGAUCCUUUUCUUCACACCCUCGUUUCUCUGCUUAUCUUGAAUAUGGCCGAUGAGUUCUCAAAUGAAUCUUUUUGUACUGUUAUAUUUGAUGAAUUCUUUUUAGCUGGACUUUCAAGAGAUAAUGUUAUAAGACAUUUGCUUAAAUUACUUUGGUACAUUUAUCCUAAAUUACCUGCUGCACGUUUGCAUUCGUUAAUGAAAACUCUUCAACCAACAAGCCAACAUAACGAAGCUGUACAUAGCCUUUAUGAAGCUUUGAGGGAAAAAAUUGGAAACAGAUCAAUGAAUGAAACACAUACAAUGGGUCAAGAUUCGAUGGGGAUGGAUUGCUCUCCUUCAUUAAGUGGGGUUCCAACUGUACCUACGUAAAAAAUACUUUUGUAAAAAAACAUUUCCAUUAUAAUUCAUUAAAAUUAAUCUACCUUAUAAAAAUAUAAAUCAAAUUUAAAAAAUUUAA